Messenger RNA from Labeo rohita (rohu), 2781 nucleotides. RefSeq names its product zinc finger protein 740a (gene znf740a). The coding region runs from base 201 to 1580 and encodes 459 amino acids. Gene Ontology annotation, biological process: regulation of transcription by RNA polymerase II. NCBI's taxonomy places the organism in Eukaryota, Metazoa, Chordata, Actinopteri, Cypriniformes, Cyprinidae. The transcript is spliced from 14 exons. Gene Ontology annotation, molecular function: DNA-binding transcription factor activity, RNA polymerase II-specific; RNA polymerase II cis-regulatory region sequence-specific DNA binding. The record is from RefSeq and is a predicted model, not a curated record. Gene Ontology annotation, cellular component: nucleus; PcG protein complex; transcription regulator complex.
CGCGUUCUCGUGGAGCUUUUCCGGUGGUGUUUCCUGUGUUUGUAAACUGACCUGAGCUGGAAUAAAAGAGCGAAAUUGAGCAGUACUAAGAAAAGACAUUGCUGCUCCAUGAUAGAGUCCGGUGAGACUUGUGUGACACUUCGUCCAAACUGACGUCUCAUCUACACAUCUCGCCUGUCUCUCAACCGCUGUCUACCACCAUGUCACACAUACCCGGCAGCUCGGUCCGGGACCACAUGAAAUGGGCAGGGCUGUUAGGAUGUGAAGCAGUGCUGUCCAGCAUGGCUCUGAUGCAGGCCAGUUCCAUUGCCGCUCCUAAGAAAAUGAUGUCGCCGCUGGGUCCGGCUUCAGGGCAUGGCUCAGCCCAGAGGGAUGCACAGGACCGUGGGACGCAAGGACACAUGGUCUUACCAACGAGCAUGACCUGUCCUCCACUGCUUCUGCGGAAGGAGGGUGAUUUUACAGCUCCCCGGUUGCUGGAUGAGAAGGAAAUGAGACCCAAUGAAGACAUGCAGCUAAAGAAAAAGAACAGGAAGUCGGGAACACCCUCAAAAGUGAGGGAGCAGGACGGGCAAGCAGGGAAGGCGGUUGUAGAUGAAAAUGGAAAUUGUCCACUUUCAAAAGUCCAGAAGAACUUUAUCUGUGAUCACUGUUACGGGGCCUUCAGGAGUGGAUACCAUCUGAAGAGACACAUUCUCAUCCAUACUGGAGAAAAGCCGUUUGCGUGUGCAGUGUGUGACAUGAGAUUUAUUCAGCGCUACCACUUGGAGCGACACAGCCUCACUCACACUGGGGUGAAGCCAUAUGCUUGUUCCAUGUGUGACAUGCGGUUUUUCCAACGUUACCACUUGGAGAGGCACAGCCUCACUCAUACUGGGGUCAAACCAUAUGCUUGCACCAUGUGUGACAUGAGAUUUUUCCAAAGAUACCACCUUCAGCGACACAGCCUCAUUCAUACGGGGGUGAAGCCGUAUGCUUGUUCCAUGUGUGACAUGCGUUUUUUCCACCGUUACCAUCUGCAGAGACACAGCCUCACUCAUACUGGGGUGAAGCCUUAUGCUUGCACCAUGUGCGACAUGCGUUUUUUCCAACGUUACCAUCUACAGAGACACAGCCUCACCCAUACGGGGGUGAAGCCGUAUGCUUGCUCGAUGUGUGACAUGAGGUUUUUUCAGCGUUACCACCUGCAGAGACACAGCCUCACUCAUACGGGGGUGAAGCCAUAUGCUUGUUCGAUGUGCGACAUGCGGUUUUUCCAACGUUACCACUUGGAAAGACACAGCCUGACUCAUACUGGAGAGAAACCGUUUGCAUGUGACAUGUGUGACAUGCGGUUCAUUCAGAGGUACCAUCUGGAGAGACACAAACGUGUUCACAGUGGUGAAAAGCCUUACCAGUGUGAGCGCUGCCAGCAGAACUUCUCACGGACAGACAGACUGUUGAGACAUCGGCGAUUGUGUCAGGGUCGCGGCGUGGCAAAGGUCGAGGCCCAGCCAUGCUCUUUCACCCAGGAGCCUCCCCCAGCACCUUCGUCCACGUGGAGUCCUCUUCAUCCCGCCCCGGGUCGACUCGCUGUCUGAUACCAUAGUCUUCAGACAAGCCCUGAGAAGACAGCACACCCAGACUUCUCUCUAAGCCACUGGCACUGUGGCCCCACCUGCUGACAGAGAGAUGCGCUACAGAGAGGACAAGGAAAAAUUCUCGUCUUUUGUUUCUUUAUUCAGAAACACACAAGGUUCUCUUUUGAUCAUUGAGGGUUGUUUUAUACUUUUUGGUAAUAUAUUAUGGGGUUAGAAUGGGUUUUAUGGUACUUUUAAGAGGUGAGGAACAAAAAACACACCUAACAUGGGAAUUUCAUGUUACUAACCAAAAAAGGUACAACCCAUCAUCUAUCAACUGACAUCUAUUGAUACACAUUUCAUGUAAGAUAAACAGCAUUGUGUGGUUAAAAUCAGCAUAAUGUGAUGUAUAGGCCUGCUGUAAAGUGCUAAGGGUUAGUUACCCUACUGUCCUGAGGACUCAGGUAAUGUCCUACUACCAUCGCAAGAUCUGUUUGUAACACUGUAACCAUGUGUAACCAUAUGGAAAUGCACAGUGUGUGUCCAUAUAUUAAUUCAUUAAGCACCUACAGGCUUUUUUCUCGAUAAAUGUUUUAUCUGAUAUUGUAACUAUGUAUGAAUUUGAAAGAUGUGUAUAUUACUAUGUGUAACAGCUGGUUUGUUCUCUGUCAUUGCCAUGAGCUGGUGGAAAUGACACCACCCAUUGAGUUCUGCUCACUGGAAGUGCCCCUUUCUCUGACUUCACUCACUUUAAAGACUGAGCAUAUGUUGUUUUGGGGGUCAUUGGUCCUCACCAUCAGAAAUUUUGCAUCAAGAAAAUGAUGUCUAUUUUAGGCCAUUAAGUUUUUCAUUGUUACAUUGUUUUAAUGAACAUUUAGCACAUUUCACUAAUAUUCUUAUUACCGUAAUGAAGAAAUACUGUUUUUAAAUGUACAUUAAAAUGAUACUGUAAUAUCAUCAUCAUCAUCAUCAUCAUCAUUAUUAUUAUUAUUAUUUUAAUAAUUUGUGCAAUGGGAAUCAACAGUAACUGUCAUUAGUGAGAAUUACAGAACUGUUUGCAUUACGUAAUAAUAAUUGAGGAAGUGUAAUGUGGCAAAAUGGCAGUGCUUAAAGAUAGGCUUCAUUUUCUAUAUGCAAUUUUUUUUCGCCCCUGAUUUUGGAGUGAUACAUGGCUGAGAUAUGUUUUUGUGAGAUUCAUUCAAGUAUUGACUAUACUGAUACA